CGAGUAUUAGUGGCUCGAUCUAACUACUUACGUAUCGACAUGUCGGCAUCACUAGUUGUGAUUUGUGUUGAUUUGGUUGUGUUGUUUUGUUGUCAAAGAAAGAGUAGAGUACCUAUAUGUGAGUUUGUUUAGUGUUCUUUUUUUUUCUUGUCGCUUGAAUCGGCGCGGCAAAACAGUCCAUGUUUGGCCUUUUAGAAAAAAAAUAUUUUACGAUGGAAAUGGAAACGAAACAAUGCCGAGUAUGCUUAAAAGAGGGUUCCUUGAAUAAUAUUUUCAGCAAACUUGGUACAUCUACCAUAGCGAAUAACAUUAUGAACUUGGCGAAAGUUCAGGUGCAUCCAAAUGAUGGUUUACCUGAUACAAUCUGCGACAAAUGUAUAAAAACCCUAGAGACAUGCAUAAAAUUCAUUCAACAAUGCGAGGAGUCAGAUAGAGCAUUAAAAGCUUUAAUUAAAAUAAAUAAAGGCAAAACUUUGGAUAUUUCUGAUAAUUAUAACUUUGAAAAUAAUGAAGAAUUAUUUGAUGAUAUAAAAUCAUCAGUAAAUAAUGAUAAUUAUGAAUUAUCCGAGGAGUGCAAUAAGAAAGAUUCUUUUCUUAGUAAUGUACUUUCAAAUGAUGUACAAAAGUCUAUAAAGGAAGAAUCAGUUUCUCAAAUAAUAGAUGAAAAAAAGGCUCGACAACAACAGUGUUUCACUUGUGGAAAAGUCAUGUCGUCCCGGUUUCGCUUAAAAACACAUUUGAGAACGCAUACUGGUGAGAGGCCUUACUCAUGUCCACAUUGCAACAAAAACUUUUCUUUGGCCCAAAACCUGAAAGUACACCUUCGAGUACAUACGGGUGAGAAGCCACUCCAAUGCCCGACGUGUGGCGCGGCGUUCGCUCACUCCGCGGGUCUGGCGGCGCACGUCCGCAAACAUUCUGGCGAGCUGCCAUAUCGAUGUGUGCUGUGCCCACGCAGUUUCCGCACCGUCGGCCACUUACAGUAUCACAUACGACGUCACACAGGAGAGAAAAACUUCGAGUGCGACUCUUGCGGGCGAGCGUUUAUAACUCGAAGCGAUUUAAAGCAGCACCUGCUAACACACACAGGGGAGAAGCCCCACGUGUGCUGCAUAUGCGGCCUGCGGGUCACCAGAGCCUCGCAUCUCAAACGACACGUCCAGCACGCCCAUAAAGAGUUGCCAUGUAAAGGCUGCGCAAAAAAAUUCACACAUAAGGCCGAAUUAGAUAAACAUGCAAAGGAACAUUGCGAAAGUACCACUAAAUGAUUGUAAAUAAUAUUACAACUACCUAUUGACAUUAACUAUAUUAUAGUAAAAAGUGCAUUAUUAUAAUAGGUGGAUUUUCUUAAUAAAUUGCUAGGUAUUAAAUAGUUUGUACUGUCUCUAUUUAUAAUAAAGAAUUAUUUUCAA
Molecule: messenger RNA, 1412 nt
Organism: Plodia interpunctella (Indianmeal moth)
Lineage: Eukaryota; Metazoa; Arthropoda; Insecta; Lepidoptera; Pyralidae
Product: zinc finger protein 239-like
Exons: 6
Coding region: 180-1268 (362 amino acids)
Biological process (GO): regulation of transcription by RNA polymerase II
Cellular component (GO): nucleus; nucleoplasm
Molecular function (GO): DNA-binding transcription repressor activity, RNA polymerase II-specific; RNA polymerase II cis-regulatory region sequence-specific DNA binding; zinc ion binding
Source: RefSeq, a predicted model, not a curated record